AUGGGAGAUUUCAACACCAACUUCAUAGCUCCUUUAUCCUCUCGUUCCCGUAAACUUCAGGAAAUCAUUGGGUCUACUGGUCUUCAUGUCUUGCCUCUACAGGCUACUCACCACAACAUUAAUGGCGAUGAUACUUGGCUAGACCUAAUGCUGACCUCCACUCCUACCUCUGUACCCACUCACGGUCAAUAUCCUGCUCCUGGUUUUUCCCAUCACGACCUCAUCUUUUUAUCUUAUACGAUUAAACCUCCUAAACCACAGCCCAGGGUUUUGUCAAUGCGUAGUUUUGGGCGUAUGAAUAACGAAAAUCUAUGCAAAGACGCUUCUAAAGUGGACUGGGACCAACUAAUAUCUUCACCCUCGGUAGAUGAAAAGGUUCACAUAUUCAAUGAAGUCGUCCUUGGGCUUUACAACACUCAUGCGCCUAUCAGAAAAAUUAAACUGAAACGCCCACCAGGUCCUUGGAUGACUGAAGGUAUUCGGAUGGCUAUGAGGCGCCGGGAUCGGGCUUUUCGAAAAUUUAGGAGGAAUCGGUUUGAUGAUAACUGGACUAAAUUUAAGGUGUCGAGGAACCGGUGCAAUCAGAUGAUACUUAACGCUAAACGACGCUACAUUCUAGAAAACAUAAAUUCCGCUUCGCCUGCCGAUAUUUGGAAAUUGCUUGGAACUCUGGGUAUUGGUAGACAGCGUCACUCUGAUUUUCAGGCGACGAUAAGUUUGAAUGACAUCAACUUUCAUUUCUCCUCUGCUACACCACUAAAUAAUCAAAUGAAAUGUCGCACCUUGAACUACCUGAAUGGUUUGUCUCGACUUAAUGUUGACUCCUUUGAAUUUUCUUCGGUUGCUGUGGAUGAGAUCAAAAAUAUUAUCCUGUCCAUAAAAUCGAACGCCGUGGGUUGUGACAAUAUAAGUCGCCGUAUGAUCGUCACAAUCCUGGAUCAUCUUCUGCCAGUUAUAUGGCACAUCACAAAUUUCUCCCUAUCAUCAGGCUCUUUUCCGUCAUUGUGGCGUAAGGCUUAUGUUAUUCCUUUACCUAAAAUUCCUAACCCUUCCCUUCCAAAUCACUUUAGGCCCAUAUCUAUUCUUCCCUUCCUAUCCAAGGUGAUCGAGGCCUGCGUACACAAACAAUUGUCGCAGUUUAUUUUCCGGAACAACCUAUUGAGCCCUUACCAGUCUGGCUUCCGACCAGGUCACUCCACCGUUUCCGCUCUCCUUAAAGUGGUUGGCGACAUUAGGACAGGCAUGCAAGACACUAAAGUCACAGUACUGCACUGGAAUGGUUUUCAUCAUAUCUUCGGGGACGCCAGCAGUGUACUCGUAUUGAUGACACCUCUUCAAGUUGGUGCAGUGUCAACUCUGGCGUGCCCCAGGGCGAUUUUUCCAGUGGAAACUGACGGAGUUACACUCGUUAAAGUGGAAACCACGUGGCCAUGUGGUCCCCCUUCCACUGGGAGUUGA
Bombyx mori (domestic silkworm) is the source of this 1458-nucleotide messenger RNA. RefSeq lists its product as uncharacterized. The record is from RefSeq and is a predicted model, not a curated record. The transcript has 3 exons. Lineage: Eukaryota; Metazoa; Arthropoda; Insecta; Lepidoptera; Bombycidae. Bases 1 to 1458 code for a protein of 485 amino acids.